GCGGUGUGCGAACUACUCCAGUGGAGGUAGCAGGAAUGCUUCGCUGGAGUACGCUUGUGCGCUUGCGCAGCGCACCACGUCACUUCCGCUAUAGACUUUCUGCAAACUAUAGAAAUCUGGCAGAACACCGUCCCCUACCUUCCCACAACACAAACUCACAGUCCGCUCUGCUGUGGAGUCCCGUGACUUGAGAAUGUCACCUGACUUCGGACGUUAGAAGGACCUUACUGCGCAUGGGCUUUAGCAGCUGCAAGACCUUGGAUAGGAGCUAGCAAUUUGAGCGAUGUCACAUAGCAGCGUUUGAGAUGGGAAUCUUUUAAUGUCGAGCACAUGAAGGAAAUGUGUAACGCUGGGGAGAUAGCAGGAGAUCCAUUGGUAGCCAGUAGCCGUGUCCUGGCUCUGUCGCACUUGCACCCAGUGAUCAAAGCGUUUGUGUGCGGAUCGCUAAGUGGCACCUGCUCUACUCUUCUUUUCCAACCAUUAGAUCUUGUAAAAACGCGGUUACAGACUCAGCAGAUCGUUUCCAGAGGGAGCCAAGUAGGAAUGUUAAAGCUUUUCCUUAAAGUCAUUCGCAAUGAAAACUUCUUGGGACUGUGGAAAGGGGUGUCUCCGAGAUCCAAUAGGACAUUCUCCAGUGGGUGCUGUCAUGUCGGACUCCUGGAAAACCAUUUACCGUCCUUCAUGCGCUGCAUUCCUGGGGUUGGUGUUUACUUCAGCACACUAUAUUUCUUGAAGCAACAUGUUUUAUCUGAGCCGGAACUCAGCCCUCUAGAAUCUGUUCUUUUGGGGGCAGGAUCUAGGACUGUAGCAGGAAUUUGUUUGCAUCCAUUCACAGUAGUAAAGACUCGAUAUGAGAUAAUUUUGACUCCACAUUCAACCCUCUUUUACAUUUCUCUUGUGGGAUUGUGGCUGGUAUCCUGGCAUCUGCAACUACUCAGCCUGCUGAUGUAAUCAAAACACAUAUGCAGCUUUUUCCGGACAAACAUCGUUGGACUGGUCAGACCGCUUACUAUAUUUAUCAGGACAGUGGACAAUCUUCAUGAAGAUUCCUCGUCCACAAACCUGGAUGAGCCUGGUACCCCUGCAGCAUCUUUUCUACCCCAUGCUGGACCUUCAGAGGCUGAGGAAAGGCCAGAGGAGGAAAGCCAGCAGGAGAUUUCUCCGCCUCAGCCAGCGACAAAGUUCUCGAAGGAGGGGAGGAUUUUCGAGUCAACAAACAGCGCAGAUGGCUCGGAGGGAUUUUAUUGACUCACAGGUCUUUGAGUACCUAAAUAAAAAUAAAGCGGAGACCCCGGAGGAAAAAAUUCUCCGAAGCCUGGCUCCUGCCUUAUCUAGAGUGCCUCCUGAAUGGCAUUCUUUGGUGCUAUCUUCAGUAGCAUCAAUAUUGUAUCUAUUCAAGGGGGAUAGUAUUCCCCUCGAUGUUAUUCAAUUCAUAGAUAAGGAGAAACUGAGGCAAGCCCAUAUCCGGGCACAAAUUAGGUCACCAAUGCCAUCUUCUGAAAGUGUGGCACAUAUUGCAGGUCCAGGACCCACACAUCCUGGCAGUUCUUCAACCCCUCAAAUUGUUUUCAGGGGAACAGGUCCCUACACAAGGGAGCUUUUUGAUUUAUAUAUUUUUUUUUAUUUGCUUUAUAUUUUCAUAAAAAGUUAUUUGGAAUCUGCUAUGUUGUGUCAUUA
This is a messenger RNA of Bufo gargarizans (Asiatic toad), 1677 nucleotides long. RefSeq names its product solute carrier family 25 member 38 (gene SLC25A38). The record is from RefSeq and is a predicted model, not a curated record. The transcript is spliced from 6 exons. Gene Ontology annotation, molecular function: glycine transmembrane transporter activity. Gene Ontology annotation, biological process: glycine import into mitochondrion. NCBI's taxonomy places the organism in Eukaryota, Metazoa, Chordata, Amphibia, Anura, Bufonidae. Gene Ontology annotation, cellular component: mitochondrion. The coding region runs from base 331 to 951 and encodes 206 amino acids.